Cladophialophora immunda is the source of this 1512-nucleotide messenger RNA. RefSeq lists its product as uncharacterized. The record is from RefSeq and is a predicted model, not a curated record. The transcript is spliced from 8 exons. NCBI's taxonomy places the organism in Eukaryota, Fungi, Ascomycota, Eurotiomycetes, Chaetothyriales, Herpotrichiellaceae. The coding region runs from base 170 to 1390 and encodes 406 amino acids.
AGGGCUUCAACUGAACUUUGUGUGACAUAGCAAGCGGUGAGCACAACAUGUCAUCUCGUGCGGGGUUCAACAAAAUCCCAGAAUUAGACGAGCAACGACAAAGCUCAAAUAUCCCUGAUGAGGCGCUCAUCUUGCGAAAUCGUCAGAAGCAAGGUAGAAAUCCCCCAAAAUGCUCUCAGGGGUCUUUCUCGUCGGCUUGGCAGCCCUGAUCACCUCGAGCUCUGCUCAGUCGAACUCCAGCCAGAUACUGGUGGUUGAUCAGAAGAGCUUCAAUGUGUUGAAGCCCGUCCCUCCUCCUUCAGAAUCCAAUCUUACGACGGUUUUUGUACCUCCUGGCGUCACGCUGCAACAAGCCCUUGCGAAGCCCUUCCACGUCUAUGACGAUGCCUUCUUGGAUAUUAUUGGGACGAACCCCACCCUGACACUAAUUGCCAGUACUAACAGUAAUCCCCUCUUCCACGAGGCUGUCGUCUGGUACCCUCCGACUGAUGAGAUCUUCUUCGUACAAAAUGCCGGAGCGACUGCCGCUGGAACUGGCCUGAACAAGUCGAAUAUCAUACAAAAGAUCGCCUUGAGUCAAGCUGCAGCAGUUUCGUCCUUACGCAAUGCGAGCGGUCAGGUGGAUGUUGUGACUGUCAAUGCUACGCCUCCGGUGGUAAACUCGAACGGAGCAACUCAGUAUCGAGGUCAACUUCUCUUUACUGGCGAAGGACAAGGCAAUAACACAGCUCCCGCUUUAUACGUCGUGAACCCACGUCCUCCGUACAACACGACUGUUCUCGUGAACAACUACUUCGGCCGCCAAUGGAAUUCUCUCAACGAUGUAGCGGUCAAUCCUAUGAACGGCGACGUGUACUUCACAGACACCCUCUACGGCUACCUGCAAGACUUCCGCCCUUCGCCAGAACUCCCAAACCAAGUGUACAGGUUCACACCUUCUACAGGAGCUGUAUCGGUUGUAGCCGAUGGAUUCGAUCUGCCAAACGGCAUCACGUUCUCUCCGAAUGGGUCCUACGCGUAUGUUACGGACACAGGUGCUCAAUACUCCUUCUUUGGGUAUAACAUGACCGCGCCAGCCUCGAUCUAUCAAUUUACCGUCCUCCCCGACGGCACGUUUGCGAAUCGCAAGCUUUUUACCUAUUCGAGCGUUGGUAUACCGGACGGCAUACACUGCGAUUCAAACGGCAAUGUGUACUCGGGCGUUGGGGACGGCGUGCACGUGUGGAGCCCUUCGGGGAAACUGCUCGGCAAGAUCUUCCUGGGCACGACGUCGGCCAACUUCAAUUUCGCGGGCAAAGGCCGCAUGGUCAUCUGCGCGGAGACCGAGCUCUAUUAUGCCACGUUGGCGGCCGAGGGGGCGGUGGUGUCGAGUCAGCUGCCGCCGACUUGAAUGGGGGAUUUGAAGCUUUCAAAGCCGUCGGGAAAGAGCAUAUGAGUUAAGAUCCCACGAUCAAAAUGAAAGUCCAUGUGAUAGGAGUCUCCGUCUGGGUCUUUGGCGGCUUUGAAGGGAGC